Molecule: messenger RNA, 14364 nt
Organism: Phodopus roborovskii (desert hamster)
Lineage: Eukaryota; Metazoa; Chordata; Mammalia; Rodentia; Cricetidae
Gene: Dnhd1
Product: dynein heavy chain domain 1
Exons: 43
Coding region: 65-14323 (4752 amino acids)
Biological process (GO): microtubule-based movement
Cellular component (GO): dynein complex
Molecular function (GO): ATP binding; dynein intermediate chain binding; minus-end-directed microtubule motor activity
Source: RefSeq, a predicted model, not a curated record
UCGUUCUCCGUGUUAAGUGACUGGGACUGAGUCUGAGUUCUUUCACUACAGCGGGAGCUCUGCAAUGAAACCUCAUCCUCAGACCUGUCCCUCUUCCCUUCCCAUGACUUCAACAUCCCGCAGGCUAGGUGAGACUCAGCAGCCAAAAGCCUGGAACUGGCAUUUGAACCCUGAGCUGUGGGCAAGAUCAGUUCGACAGCAGUUGAAUACCUGCCUCCGUUUUAUUAUGGAAGAGACGAAGCCAUCAUUUAAUACCAUUGAGUCUGGGCUCACUGGAUGUAGCUGCAGCAGCCAAGGACACUCCUGGGACUGCGUGAAGAAACAGGAACUCCUUAGGGCAGUGGUUGAAUCCGAGCAGCGGACAUCGCUGGAGCUGCUGCUGUCUGAGCUGAGGUCUUUGUUAUCAGCUGUGCUGCAGGAUGGCAGCCGUGAAGCUUGGCGCUAUCUGUAUGCAGUCCUGGGCCUGUUGCCUCCAUAUCGUGAGAUGCUAGCUGGUCAACUCGAUCUGCUGCCUUUACUGGAGCAGCUGUACUGCUGGGCACCCACCGUCCAAUCCCAACUCCAGCUGGACCUGCUAGAUGCCAUAGACAAGGCCUUUCCCCCAGACCGCUCUUUAUUACAUAGUUCCUCCCAUGUUGACUGCCAUCACUUGAUGAAGAGGUCUCAUCGAGCAUCCCCAUGGCCAACAUGCCCUUUUGUGAAGGCCCUGUGGAGUGGGCAACAAAAAAGGGAACUGGCCACGUGGCUACGGCCAUUGACACUGCCUGAGCUACAGCAUUGCCUGGGCAUUGUUGGUGCUGAGGUGGCCCUAGAAGAGACCCAGUGGAUGGAUAGCCUUAGUCUCCUGCCCUUGGCACUGGCGACAGAAAUCCCUGUACAAUAUGAAAGCAGCAAUGCUGAUUACCAAGAAGGGAAGCCUGCUGGGAGAAAAUCUCAGCUUGCCUCUGAAUCUCAUGAGGAAAAGGGCGUAAAGAAGAAAAGUUCUAAGACUUCCUUGCUGAGAAGUCAGGUGAAAUCUCUUCUGAAGAUAGACUGGUACCAGAAGAAGAUCCACUUCCUCUAUCUCAAUGUGGCUCCUGAUCGGUAUUUUAAGCCUUACAACCUGAUAGUGGUGCCACCAAACAAGGUGAAUCCCGAACACUACAUCUUCUCUCCCUUUGGGAUCCUGCAUGUACAUCCUGUGGAGGGCAGCGAAACAAUGACACUGGGUACUUGGCAUCGUAACUCUGCUGUCUGGCACGAACUCCAGAAUAUUCCAUUCUUUAAGAAUUGCCUUUUACGAAAGGCUUUGACCUGCUGGAAGAAGAAUGUGAGGUUGUACGGGCUGCAUCGGAUCCAUACUUUCCUGAAAAGUCAUUUGCUCUUGGCUGUGCCUCACUUUGGAGCUGGGAUGCUCCAUAUUAGCAGGCUUCUUCAGGAGUUUCGUUCUGUGUCCUGGUUACCCAAGGAGCUAGAUAAGUGCUAUGAACUUCUGGACCUGCAGAAAACAAUAGCCAAAGAGAACCACAAGGCUCUGCGAGUGUUCUGUCGCUUUCUGAAUCUCUGUACAUCCAUUCUUCAACUGGUUCAUGAAGACACGUACCAAAUGCAGCAGGGCCUGCAAGAGAGAGUGCAAAACUGGAACAGGAUCAGGAAAGGCCAAGGCUCCAUAUACCUUCAGAGGGUGCUGUGCAGGCAUCUGGAGAAGAAGCUCAAGCAGGCAGAAACAUGGUUGAUGAAGAUGGGAAAGUUUGCCCGCCUGAUUGACUACAUGAUUUGUCAGAACCUUGUUUCCAUCUUAGAAGAGGAAAUAACUUCCUUUGUAGCCAACACUCUGCAAGCUCCAAGACAAAACCCCUUUCUCUUAUCACAGCUGGUCUUUGAUGACAAUGGCAAAUUGUCUCCCAUGCCUUGUGUUGAAACUAUAAUCCAGAGUCUUACUAAGGGUCUGCAGUCUAUCAAGACCUCUGCCCUAAAGGUAGUGCAGUCUACAGAACUGAGGACCUCCAGAGAUUCCCCAUAUUCAGAAGAUGAUAAAGACCAGGACGUAAAUGCAGAAUUCCAGAUGCCCAAGUUUCAUGGAAAGCCCAGCGAUGCUGUUCGCCUCUUCUGUGGUCCGAAUGUAGGAUUUGUGUGGCCCUGGAAGUCUCAUGCAAUUACUGAUGUCCUUGAGGUCCGUGGGCACCGGCUUCGGGGUCAGUAUCUGCACCCCAAUUAUAAUCACCUACAGGAGGACUUGGACAACAAUGCUGGAAUCCAACAGGCAUUGGCUAUACAACAGGCACUCCUGGAGGACAUGCUUCAGGAGGUUCGGGAAUUCUGCAAUAAACAACAGUGGGUAGAAACCAUCUAUGAGUUCCUGAAAGCCUGGGGUCCUCAGAAGUUAGAGGACCUAAGAGGCUCUCCCAUCAAGGACUAUGUAGUACUGGUAAACCAGCUGGAAGAGUGGCAAGAACGUGUCUCCAAUAUGCCUGUCCAGUUGCUGACAAAAGGCAAGCUGCUGCUCCUGAGUGGCCAUGAUGUUCAAGCAGAGUUGGAAUCCAAGUUAAACAGCAUGAGGAAGAACAUUCUUGCACAGGUGCAAAGUGAAUGCUGGAGCCGUAAUCAGCGGCUGAUGACAGAGUUGACAGAUUUCUUACGGGUCUUCCAAACCAUCAACUCAGACAUCCAUGCCAUUGCACAGUGCUCCCAGAAGUUGAAUGAAGCUAAUGAGCAAUACAGCCAGCUGGAGGAGCGAGUGGAAUAUGUCCGAUCACUCCAUGACCUCAUCCGCAACCACUGUGGCCUUUUUAUUGCUGAGAAUGAGACUCUAGAUAUUUCGCUUCUGGACCUAUGGGAGGCAUUUCAGUUUGAGAGAAGCCAGGCUUCAGAGUUCCUGCUUAGUAAGCAACAUUCCAUUGUGCCCAAGCUGCAACAGCUGAUGGCAGCAGCAUUGGCAGAGCUGGAAGGCCUGCUGGCAAAGGCUCUGUCUGGUCCCUUCAUGGAUCCUUCACAGGAACAGAGGAGUACCGAGCACCAGCUUACUGCCUUGGAGCAUCAGUUCUUGAAUAUACUAAAAAAUUUCAAUGACCUACGUUAUGCUUACAACACCUUUACUGGGAAUGAGUGUCCUAUGUCCCCACCCGUUUCUGGGAGCCGACCUAUUGUACUGCAGCAGCGCAUCUGGAGGCUCUACCGAAUCAUCUCUGAAAACUUCAGUGAGUGGAAGUGCAUGGCUUUUACCAAGUUCAGUCUUUCUAUGGCCCGAGAGAAGACAGAUGCCUGGUUGACAGAGGCUGCACGGCUCAGCACCACCCUGGGGCUGCACAGUCCAGUGCUACAACGCUGUAUGCGCAUGCUAGAGGAGUUUCGAAGCUACCUGCCCUUGCUCACCAAGCUGGGCGGCCUCCAGCUUCAGAAUUUUAACUCCCAAUCCCUCUUGAGAGUGUUAGGGCUGGGCGGUCUCCAAAGCUUUGACCUUCUCCCAUUGGGCCAGCUGCUCAACUGUCCACUGCUGGAAUUCUCAGACCGAAUCAAUCAGGUGUGGCAGCAUGAUAAGGAACGAAUUCAUGCCCAAGAUAGCUUACAGCAGAUGCAGCAGUACUGGGAGGGCCGCCAACUGCGCCUGCUCAACUUCAUCCUGCAUGUGCCCUACAAGCCCCCAGCCUCAGAGCGUUCCAAAAGGCAGGCAUUCCGAAGCCCCCGGUGGGAGUCAGUGGGCAAGGACAGUGGCACCUUCCUCCUCUCAGACUACAGCAGCCUGCAAGAUGCCAUUCAGAACAGUCUCCAGGCACUGUUCAAGAUCUUAGCGAUCCAAAAGUCAGGAGAGUUGCAUAAAACAGCUUUAGAGUGGGUGACCAUCAUGUAUGGCCUAGGUGCCCUACUGGAGGUGUGGGUGGCUUUCCAGCAGAAGUGGAUUUUUCUAAAUAAAGUUCUACAUGAGAUGAAGAUCCCGUUUCCUGGUGCUGAGCUGAAUGCCCGUUUCAAGGUCAUGGAUGAUCAAUAUCGGACUCUAAUGCGAAUCUCUGUAGCAGACCCAAUGGUUCUGUCACUUAUAGUGCCCAAUGCCAAGCGGAGCCCUUACUUCCAAGGUCAGCAUCUACAACAACUACUGAAAGCAGGAUCUGUGGAGCUGGAGGCCAUCAUCAUGGCUCUGGAGGAUGUCCUUUAUGGGGUAUGUGCCCACUUCCCCCGCCUUUUCUUCCUCAGUGACAGUGAACUGGUGGCCCUGCUUGCUGCCCCUCUAGAGACCUGUGAGGCCCAGCCAUGGGCACAGCGCUGUUUUCCUCACAUUAAAGCUGUGAACUUCAGGUCCUACCCAAAUGAUGAGAAAAGUAAGAAUGGCCAGGAGUCAAGCUCAAGCAUACAGAUCCCAGUGGAGACGAUUGCUGUGCUAGGGGCAUUUGGGGAGAAAGUGGAGCUUCAGAGUCCUCUUUCUCUACAUCCAGAUCUUCCUAAGUGGCUAGCCUCUCUGGAGAAGUGUCUGCGUUUUGUAAUAGUGAACUUGCUGCAGAGCUGUGUGGCCACCCGCCUUACUAAAGGCCCAUCCCUAGUUAAGGCAUUGAAGGCACUGCCUCAACAAAGACAGGUACCCAUGCAAUUAUAUGUCCAGCACUGGCUAGAUGCAGUCCAGGUUUUUCCAUGGCAGUGUAUACUGGUGGCAGAGGAGGUAGUGUGGCGCGCUGAGAUGGAGGAAGUUCUGUUUGAGCGGGGAACCAUGAGCACAUUUUCCAUACAUGUACACAAGCUGGAGGUGCUGGUACAAUUUCUGCGAGAUCAGAGGCACUCCCAGGGUGAGCAACCUCUGCCUUCUGUUCGCCAGACUAGCCUAUUCAGUGCCCUGCUGGUCAUGACAGUAACUCAUCGGGAUGUAGCACAGCUCCUGGAGAAACACCUUGUCAGUGAUCUGAAAGAUUUCCACUGGGUCCGCCAACUUAAGUAUCACCUGGGCUCAUCUCAUUUGAACUGCAAAAGCCCACUGCAGUGUCUUAAGACUAUUGCAUCUACUGAGCCCUCUCUGUCACCAGCUGCAUGCUGGGUAGAUGUGCUCGGCCGGUCCUUCAUAUAUAAUUAUGAGUACCUGGGGCCCAAACUGGGGCCUCUACCCAGCCUGGUGCAUGAGCGGCAAGUGUUGGUUCUCUUACUGGCCCUGGAGGAGGUGGCCUGUGGGACCCUACUGGGCCGAGAUGGUUUGGGAAAGACAGAAAUGGUGAAUAGCUUGUCAUGGACCCUGGGCCGCCAGCUGGUAAUGAUGCCCUGCUUGCCCCAGAUAGAGUUCCGAUGUCUUAGCAAUUACCUGAAUGGUGCUCUCCAGAGUGGGGCCUGGCUACUGUUGGAGAACGUUCACCAACUACCUCCUAGCUUGCUCUCAGCACUGGGCCAGCGUCUGGAUGAACUACACCAUCUUUAUGCCCCACUGUACCAGAAAGCUUCCAAAAACAUCAGUACCAUAAACCCUGCUAAGGCCCCAUUCCUUGGUGCUGGUUUCUUUGAGAAGCAUCGUGUGUCCAUGCGCUUUGGCUAUGGCUGUUUCCUGACAUUUCCUGCCCUGAGCCCUGAUGUGCCUGCCAAUCUGCAUCUGCUGCUUCGUCCUGUGGCAUUUGCACUGCCUGACUUGCAACGAGUGGCAGAACUUAACCUGCUGAGUGCAGGGGUGCGGGAUGCCUCUCGACUGGCUAUCCGCCUAUCCAAACUAUUCUCCCUAGAGCGUGAGCUAGUGUCUGGGACCUUGCCCUGUCGCUUGUCACUGCUCAAGCAGGUACUGGAAGACACAAAACAGACACUAAAUGCAACUGAGGAGGGAGACAAUUCCCAGCAGCCCCACAACCUAGCUGCCCCUGAGGAGGUUGCCCUAUUGCAUGCCCUAUUGCACUCACCACUGUUCAGCAUCCUUGAUGGGCUCCGCCUGCAGAAGCUCAGAGAGCUACUAUGUGGGAUUUUCCCUAAUGCUAGCCACGUGCUGGCAGAGCCUGUGACCCACAGACUGAUGAGGUCAGUCGUGGUGGAAGAACUCCAGCAGCUAGGCCUGCUUCCCACCCCUCACACACUGACGUCUCUGGAGCAGCUCAGUCAGGCCCUGAGCAGGGCCUCUGGUGUUCUGCUCCUGGGCCCUGCAGGCAGUGGCAAGAGUACUUGUUGGAAGAGCUUACUAAAGAUUCAGAAUCGGCUGGCAGCCAUGGAACAGACCUCAACCCGGGGUUUCCAGUCUGUGGAAAUUGCCCACCUAUAUCCUAGUGUGCUCAGCACCCAAGAAUUCCUAGGGUGGUCAGAGGGUCCCUCCUGGCAUUAUGGCAUCUUCCCCAAACUUCUUCAUGCUGCCCCUCCGUGUAAGAGUGUGGGCUCAGAAGAGCAGUUAGAGGAAUUCACGGGGAUUCAGCAAUGGAUAGUAUGUGAUGGGGCCCCUAAUUCUACAUGGAUAGACUCCAUCACUUGCCUCUUAAGUGACCCUCCCCAGCUCAGUCUCCCUAAUGGUCAACAGAUAGCACGGCCCCUCAGUACCUUUUUCUUGAUGGAGGUGGCAGAAGCAAGUGGCAUGUCUCCUACAGUGGUAGGCCGGUGUGCUCUAGUCUGGUGUUGUGGGGAGCAGACUUGGCAGUGCAUGCUUAAUGUCUUGAUGGCAUCCUUACCCCAUGAAUACCAUCUGCAGCAAGAGACAAUCAUUGAGCUCAACCACCUAGCUGAAGUCCUGGUGCCUUCUGUGCAACGAUUCCUUACCCGCAUAGGUGCCAGCUCUCUGCUACAGGUACAUGGACAUCAGACUGUGUGCCCAGGUGUGGCAGAAGUCACCAGUCUGACCCGCAUCCUGCGUGCUCUAUUUGACCCCCACCUACGCUUAUAUGAAGAGGAGAAGCCACGUGUCCAAGAAGAUUUUAGUGGCAGCGAUCUUGCAACCCAAAGCUUCAAAUCUUCAAAGAGCAAGGCCCAGUCUGACAGUGACAGUGUGAAUAAAAAGCAGAGGAGACAUUUGCUGGCUAUCAGCAGCUUCCUUUUUGCCACAAUCUGGGGCUUUGGAGCACACCUUCCCUCCAGGUAUUGGCCUCUCUUUGAUAACUUCAUGAGGAAUUCUAUUAGUUCCCUGUCCAACUACCCUGAGCCACCUCCUUCAGCCUUGGUGUUUGAUCUACAUGUACAUCUUGAAGAUGGGACACUGGUCCCCUUUGCUGGCCAUUACCUCAGCAGCUGUGUCAAAGGAAGUCUGAGCACUUUCCAGCCCACUUCCCAGACUGAACGACUUUUGUAUGUGGUGGACCUGCUUCUAUCAAAUGGACAGCCGGUGCUGCUUGCUGGAGAGAUAGCCACAGGGAAGUCAGCCUUUGUGGAGGUGCUAGUGGAGCCAAAUCACCCUUCCAUUCACAGCCCCAUUCACCCUGCUUUAAGUUCUACCCACCUUCGCCACCUGCUGGGCAGAGGGGUCCAUGGCCAAACACAAGUCGGCUCAUACCUUGGGUAUCACCAGGACUCCAAAGGCUCACUCCUUUUCUUGAUGGAAGAUCUGCACCUGGCCGCUUCUGACCCAGAGAAGAGCUGCCAGCCAGUGCUAGAGACUCUGCGCCAGGCAAUGGAAGGCACAAUCUAUGCCCGAAACUCUUUGGAAUUACAAACGCUGCAGCCUACAGUCAACUUCCUUGCCACUGCUACAGUGCCAGGUUACUCUGAGCGUCCACUCUGUCCACGUCUCUUCCGGCUCUUCACAGUGCUGGCCCUGGACAACAUGACCCAGGACACCCUUUUGAGCAGGCAUGUGCCUAGUAUCCAAGCCUGGCUUGAGCGCUUCCCCUCUGUGGAGCGUGAGAACACUCUGGCAAGAGCUCUCGUCAGAGCUUCAGUGAAGGCCUGGAAGGCUGUGUGUAACUGCUUCAUGCCUUCACCUCUCCGCCCACACUACCGCUUUUCCCUGCAUUCUGUGAGCCAUAUUCUGGGAAGCCUGCAGCUGUUGCCUAGCAGAACAGGCUCACGAGGUUCUGUAGAUACUUUCCAUCACCAGGAGCACCUUCGCCGGGUGUCUGGCUUGCGUGGAACUCGCCUGACUAUCAUGAUGUCUAUGCGCAUCAUGGCUCGUCUUUGGUUACAUGAGGCACAAAGAACAUUUUGUGACCGGCUAGACAGCGACAGGGAACGUUCACAUUGUGCUAACCUGCUUCUGGAAGUAGCUCAGAAUGUCUUCUGUUGUGAUCCAGAGUCUCACCCCUUGGUCAAGGACUAUGAGGAGGAAGUGGAGGAGGAAAAAGUGCCUGAAGUAGAAUCUGAGGGAGAAAUAGCCCAGUGGGAGGACUUAAGCAACAGUGACAGUGAGUCAGAAGAAGAGGAGGAUCCAUACGGCAUUCAGACCAACACAGUCUCAUUCCUCAGUGAUAGCGGUCUAGCACCAUUCCCCAUAAAGUCAGUAAACAAGGAGAACAGAGAAAGUGUAAAUCAGAUGGCUGAGCAGGAGGAAGAUAUAAGGGCUUCUGGUGAUAAGCUCCAGUCAGAGAUACCCAAGAAUGAGUGGCAGAUGGCAUCCCAGAUGGACUUAACUUUACCCUUGUUGCUGCCCGUGCUGUUGCUCUAUCCCCAGGAAAAGCCCUCAGACCUGGUGUUCAGUCUGGAACUCACACUGGGAUCUAACACUGAGAAUCCCAACAUGUACUUAGAACGACAGUGGGGAAACCUGGAAAAGCAGUUGGCUGCCUCAGCUGUUCGGCUGAAACUGAACCCCAACCUUAUUCGGUGCCAUAUGAUGACCCAGCACGUGGCCCGCCUGGUCCGAGUUCUGGCUAGGCCCAGGCAGCAUGGCCUACUGCUCUCCAUGACUCGUGGUACUGGGCGCCAUACAGCCAUCAGCCUGGCUUCAAGCAUUUGUCAGGCUCACCUCUUUCAUUUGCCAUCUGAGUCAGAGGAGGCUACUUUCCAGUGUCUCCGGGAUGCCAGCUGGUGUGCUGGAGUAUUAAACCAGCCAGUGGCCCUUCUGGUGCCUGAUAAUGUGAACAUUGCUAUCUUUCAACGACUGGUGGCCCUAGCAACCUCGGGUAGCUUCCCUGACCAGUACACAGAGGCAGACCUGGAUAACAUUGAAGAACAUCUCCCCAAGGACAACCCCGUGAUUAAACUUAUCAUGAAGAAGGACACAAUAUUGCACAGGUUCUACCAGCAAGUAUGUAGCAACUUGCACAUGCUCUUCUUGAUGGGAGAUGACCAAAUCCAAAAGCAGCUGCCCUCCACCCUUCUCCUGAGGCUCCUUCAACUGGCCACUGCCAGUGUUGACCGCUAUGAACCCUGGGAUCAGGCUUCCCUGGUCAGGAUUGCCCAGUACCACCUAGAGAAUGUUCAGAGUCUACCUCUUGAUGAUGGCUCUUUGAAGUGCCCAGACAUCAAAGCCUUAAUUCCAAAUGUGGCCAAAAUCAUGGCUCUCAUCCAUCUUUCAUCUGCCUACUACCAUCAGCACUUAUGCCCUGCAUUGCCACUUGUCACCCCCAAGACGUUCCUGGACUUCUUGGACAUGUUCCUGCAGCAGCAGCAGCAGAUGAUCCUGAAGAUGAGAAUGAGGGCCUGGCGAAUCCACUCUGCCCUGAAGACUCUGAGGCUGCUGGUUGAGAGGCACAGCACCCAAACUAACCUCCUAACUGACCUGGAACAGCAGCUAAAAGGCUCCUACAAGAAUGUCGGUAUGUAUCAAAGCCAGCUUGAACAAAGUAAGCUCCUAUACAAGCAGAAGAUGGCAGAAUGUCAACAUCAGGAGAGCCUCAUUGAGAAUCUGGUCAGGCAGCAAGAUGCACUACAGACCCAACAGGAGGCUUUCCUGGAGCAGAUGGGCAAGGCAUUUCUAGGUCCUUUGAGCCAGCUACAGGUGGCUGACUUUGAGGAGAUAAGAAGCUAUCGAGCCCCACCAGAUGCUGUAGUCCAGGUGACGGAUGCAUUGUGUGACCUGUUCCACCAUGAGACAGGCUGGGCUAGUGCCAAGCAGCUGCUGUGUACUGAAGAUUUUUAUCAGGAGCUGGUAUUCUUCCCCAAGGAGAAGCUGACUGACUCAGAGCUGAUAAAGUUAAAUCAAGCGCUGAAAGCUCCAGGUAUGAGUGAUACAGCCUUGAGGUCAGUAAGCAUCCCUGCAGCAAGUCUGGCAGUCUGGUUACGGGCUGUUCUGAGGUAUGGGCUGGCACAGCGCCGGGGAUUACCCACUGGCCUGCUGCUACGGCAGGUGGAGGCAACACUGGCUAGGGAGCAGGCCCGCCUAGGCCAAUUCCAGUUCCAGGCCCAUGAUCUGCUAGAGCAAAUUUUGUCUCUGACUAAGAAGCUAGAAGAAGCCCAAGCCUCUCAUAACCUCGUCAUGGAGAGCCUCAAUCAGGCGCAAUGUGGACAGUAUCACAAAUGGCCCAUGAAGACUGCAUUGCUCACACCCAUGCACAUGUGGACCAUACAGCUCCAGAAGUUGAAGGAUCAUUGCAAGACUGUGUUUGGAGAUGCCCUCUUGUGCUCAGCUGCCAUUGUCUAUCUGGGUCCCUUCCCACCACGGCGGCGCCAAGAACUGUUGGAGAAGUGGCUGUCUCUGUGUCAGGGCUUUGAGGAACCACUGGCGCCAGAUGAUGUAGCCCAGGCACUGAAGCAGAAAUCUGUUGGAGUGCCACCAAAGAACCCUCUGGUGCCCACAUGUAGUCCCUUCAGGAUUCUGACCUUGCUGAGCUGUGGAUCUGAACAGCAGCAGUGGGAUCGAGACCUGAAGCCCCAAGCGAAGUCAGCCCGCUUGUUAGGCCUGAUGCUGCGAAGCCAUAUCCACUUCAGCAGUUGCCGUUGGCCUCUACUGCUUGACCCCAGCAACCAGGCCCUCAUCUGGUUGAAUCCACUACCCCUUAAACAGGACAAGUUGUUGGAGCCACCUUCCAAAGAGAACAGAGCAAAGUGUGGUGUGACAAACCAAGACAGUGAGGAUGAAACGGAAGAUGAAGGUGAUAAUGACAAUGAUGAAGAAGAUAGAAAUGAGGCCAAUAACCAAACAAAAGAGCAGAAAAUAGAUGAAAACAAGAGCGAAGAGAUGAAAGAGCAGGAGGAGAAAGAAACAGAGAAAGAAAAGAAUGAGUCAGAGAGUUCGAGCUCAAGUACAUCGUCUGAGACUCUGUCUCCACCUCUUUGCCUCACUGUGCUCUCAGGCGCUGACCUAGAGUUGGGUCCUCAGCUCCUGGAGGCAGCUGCCAAUGGCCUGCCUGUGCUCUUGACUAAUAUGGAGCUGAGCCUAGGGUGCCAAGAACUUCGUCGGCUGCUGUCGAGGGAGAAUCUGAGUCCACCCCAUGUUCAACCUGGCUUCUGUCUCUAUCUGAGCACUGCCCUUCCCAUCCAUGCUUUGGAACGAGUACUAGGUUCUGAAUUGCUGAAAGGGUUGAAUAUUCUGGAUCUGGGUCUGAAUAUGGAGAUACUAGAAGAACAGAUGCUGCACGAAAUCCUGUGCAGAGAACGUCCAGAGCUUGAGACCCGCUGGCAGGACCUGAAAAUCAGAGCAGUGGAUACCUCCGAAGCUGUGGCAGCUGCUGAGGAACGGUUGCUGGUGAUAUUGCUACUUCAGAACCAAAAGCGCCAGAAACCGUCCAAGUUUCUGAGAGCGAUGGUGAGGACUCAGGCAAAGAUAUGUCAACUGAAUGCUCAGAAGGAGGAGAUAGAAGAGCAGAAGCUGGAGGAGAUGGUAUUGUGGGCACCGUACAGGCAGAUAGCUUGUCAUGGAAUGGCUAUAGUAGAGGCCUUAAGCCCACUACAGAACCUGCUGCCAUUUUUCUGUAUGAAUUUAGAGAACUGGUUGGCAACUACCAGGCGGGCUCUAGACAGCAUAAAACCACAUGACAGUUAUCAUGGAGAGGACUUGACCAGCCAUUUGCUGCAGCUGAAAAUACACCUGACCCGCCAGCUACUGACCAGCACUGUUGCUGCCCUAGGCUUGACCCAAGCACCCUUGGUAGGUGCCUUGGGGGCUUUGGCCCUACUGCAAGUGGCAAAGAAGACACCAAAGAUAGAGAGUUUGGCACUCUGGCCUGGACUGUCAGCCUCUCCCAGCACAGGCCAUAACACACAGGUCCCUGGUGUGGUUAGGCCAGCCUGGCUAGGCUUAAAAGCCUGGCAAGAAUGUGGGGUGCUGGAGCUGCUGUCCCCAUUUGCUGGGCUGCGUGCAUCCCUGGCAGGCCACUCCAGUGUGUGGCAGGAUUAUCUGUCAUUAUCAUCCACUGUGCUGGGUCCUGCCCCUGGUCCUAAUUCUGCGCCACUUAGCCUCCUCCAGAAGCUGAUACUGUGGCGUGUACUGCGACCAGAUUGCCUGGCAGGUGCCCUAGCAGACCUCACCACCAGCUUACUAGGUCGGCCCCUAGAUGAAGACCUGGGUGCUCCUACCAUGAUCUUUGAACAUAAUCAGGCUACCCAGCCCAUACUGAUCUUGCUGCCACCACCUGGCCACCCUACAUCUACCCUGCAUCCUGUGACUGUCAUCCGGAAACUAGCUGCCAACCAUGAAAAGACACAGAAGCAUCUGCAUGUGAUAGCACUAGGCUCUGAAGACUGGGAUCCUGUCUCAACUAUAGUCAACACUCUAUGCCAGGCUAUGCUCCAGGGGCACUGGCUGGUGCUGGAUAACUGUCAUUUGAUGCCCCAUUGGCCAAGAGAACUGCUACAGCCCUUGUUGGGACUGCUGGAUGGAGCCAGGGUGGUCUCAGACUCUGAACUGUCACCAGAACCAGAAAGCAGGAAUGUGGCCACUGUCCACAGAGAUUUCCGUCUUUGGCUGAUUGUAUCUACUGAGGCCAGUGCUUCCUUGCCAGGGGUACUGACACAGCACUCCAAGCCUGUUUUCUGGGACCAGUCCUUAGAACUGGGCCGGAUCCUGAUUGACAGUGUGAGUUCCCAGCAAGGACUCUGCAUGCAACCCCUCACCCAGACACUGCCUUUGUUCCUGCUGCAUGGUCUCCUACUACACCGACAGCUCUAUGGGAUAAAGCUGCAAGCACACAGAGGGCGCUGGAGUCAAGUAACUUUAACCAAGAUACUUCAGAUCCAAGAGCAUCUGUGGGCCAGUCUCAGUAACCCCAGGGCUGCCUUGCUGGAGCUGGCUGCUUCAGUUUUCUAUGGAGGUUCUUUGGGGGACCCAGAGGACAGAGAGGCCCUGAUUAGCCUGACACGAGCCUGCCUGAAUCCCAGGAACAUGAGCUGGGCCCAGCCACACACACCUCAGUAUCUGCUGGCCACUCUAAUGCCUAGCCCAGAGCUAGGGGAGCUAGAUGCCAUGACAGAGUGCAAGGCCCAGAUGCAACUACUGCCCACACCAGCAGAACCUCGUACCUGCGGAUUGAAUGAAGGGCCCAAGUCCUGGCUAUUGAGACGCCAGAGUCGUGCUUUCCUGAACGUGCUACAGCAGUGUUCACCCACAUGGGUUCCUUCAGCCUCUGGAGGAAACGCCCAGCGUAAAGAACGGCGCCUUCGGCAACGCCUAGUGCAAGCCAAGAAGAGGCUAGUGGCACUUCAGGCUUUGCUAACCAACCGUUCUCGCUCAGGCCAGUAUGUCACCCCCUGGGCGGUACUAGGGCCCAAUGCCCACCGGCCUCUGGAGGGCUUUUUAGAGACAGAGGUACUGGAACUGAGGCAGCUGGUAGGCAUACUGCAGCGCGACCUUGACUGCUUAUUGCAGCAGCUGAAGGGGGAAACCCCAUGCAACUCCAGCCGCUGUGCAGAAGUGGCCCAUGCUCUUUGGGCUGGACGCCUACCUCGGCCUUGGAGAUCUCAUGCGGCUGCUGGGCCUCAGCUGCCCUGGCAAUGGCUGCGACAGCUCUCCCGCCGUGGGCAUCUGUUGAUUCGCUACCUGGACAGUGGCACGAGCGAAAAUGCCAAAGAACCAGAGCGCAUAUUUCACCUGUCAGCUUUUCGCCACCCUCGUCGUCUGCUGCUGGCACUGCGUUGGGAGGCUAUCUUGGGGUCCUCAGUGCCCAGCCCUAAUCUUACUGGUAACCAAGGCUCUGGCUCCAGCAGUGUCCCACCUAAACGUCAGGAGCUGAACAACCAUCCUCUGCAUAUCCGGGUGGAGAAUGGCCCAAAUCCCAAGGUUCCUGAGAUGGGACUGCUACUGAUUGGGUUACAGCUCCAGCAUGCGGAAUGGGACCAGAUGGAUGGGGCCUUGCAGGACAGUUUUUCCAGCCAACCCAGCCCUCUACCUCCUGUCAGCAUAAGCACACAAACCCGUAGCGCCCGUGAUGCACCAGUCCCAGCUGGCCUGGACGUGUACUCCUGUCCCGUAUACAUGACCGGGCCCCUUGGCACCACCAAGCUGCACAGCAAGAACAUCCUGAUGCACCUGCCACUACCCACGAAGCUCAGCCCUGACACCUGUAUCCAACGAAGGGUCCAUGUGUGCAGCACAAUCUUAUCCUGAGCGCCCCCACCCCAAUAAAGCUGUAGUGGUGUCAGGAAUGA